AAAAAAAAAAAGAAAAUCAAAGAAACAGAAAAAAAAAGAAAACGAAAACAGAUUGUCCAUCUUUGGUUACACAAGGAUUAUAUAUAUAUAUUUAUAUAUAUAAGAAACAACGGUACGAAAACAUUCAAAGUGGAGCUGAAUCUCGACUUCAUAUAAUUUGUAAAAGAAAAUAAUUUCUAGUGAGAAACCAUCAAUUAAAAAAAAGUGAAAAAAAAGAAGAAAAAAGCGAUUAUUUAUUGAAAGAAAAACACGAAAAUGCGGGGACCAAUUAAUCCAAUGCGGACUGCGGUUACCCCGGUUCAUUUACGACCGGGGGCCCCGCAUUUAGGUAUGCAUGGAGGCAUGCCCCAACCAGGAAUUAAUGUUAUUGGUGGAAGUUUCGCUGUACCUCUCGGCUAUACUCCCAACCAUUCACCUAUCAGGAGGCCCCGUUCGAUGUUUAAAAGUGAUUAUUGUUCAACUCGAAAAUUUCUCUUCUUCUUCAUUUGUCUUGUCGUCGACUGUAUUGAUAUCGGUGCUAACUGGUGGAUUUACCAAGUGGUUAGAGACCAUAAGGUCGGUCUGGUCUUCGGAAGUUUCAGUGAAAAUAUCGUCUUGUCUUUUUAUGCCUUCUCCAUCAUUGGGACGAUUCUAUCCAUUCUGGAAAGUCUGAAUCUGCUAUCGUUUGCUUGUAAGUGGUAUUUCAUUAAUCCAGAUAUAGCCCUUGCUAUAUCUCUUUGGUUCGAAGACAUCCCACAGCUGGGACUGAACGUGUCUCUAGUUUAUUGCAGAGAACGACCAGUAACACGCGCACAGUUUACAAGAGCAGUCUGUGGAAUUAUUGUCGUCAUCUUCAAGCUCCUUGUCGUUUUGUCCCGCCAUUGUGCCUGUUGUGGGAAAAAAUUCUUGAAGUACUCACACACAGACAUAAACGAGAGGUGUGCUUGGCGUAGCCGUUUACUAUCCAGUAUCGUUCUUGUUGGCUUCGCCUUGGCUUUAGCGGAAGCAUCCUAUGUAUUUAAGUACACGAGAUACAACGAAGACAACUUCAGAGAAACACCGCUGAAUAUUCCAAAACCAAUCGUUGACGGGAGAUGGGACGCCAAUCGAUAUUUCUCCGAUGUAAGUGUAUAUUUUAGUCCACCCCCUUUCCACCCUCACAUCAAAAUGGCAACCCAACCGCACAGUGAAUGGAUUCGGAUAGGCACCGUAUAUGAAUUUAUGGGCUCCAAAAGUAUUAACUUUGAUUACUCCUUUACUGAUGCCGGCCCCAAUGGUGAACCUGCAAUUCUGGCUUUUAAACAGGGUUUUCGUUCAGAAUGUUACAUUGUUGAACCGUAUACAAUGAAUUUUAAUUGGUCAGAUAUGUGUCUAGAAAGGGUUAACGAGACUAUACACAGCGUCCAUUUCGUAUUCAAGUAUCAUAUGGAUGCCUUUACAACCAUGGGACAAAUAUAUUACAAUUAUGCUUUUUGUCAAUCUCCUCGAUUUGGGGCAAGCAAGACAAAAUCUUCGAGACAGUUUAGAAUACGACCGUUUUACUUUCAGACCCAAACAAGGAGUAAAUGGUCGUCCUUUUUAGCAUCACGCAAAUCACGUGUCCCUAAAUGGAUCUUUUAUGACAGAUACAUACACAUGAUGCAAGAUGUGAACGAUAUUUGGCGCACAGGAUACCUCAACUGCCCUCCGACCGGAACAACUGCUCCAGUGUUAGAUAAUUCAAUAAGGCUAAACUGUACAGAGAUCUUAUAAAGUUUAUCAACAAGGACAACCUCAGUAAAAACAGCGACUACAACUACCGAAAGAAGCAAAACGAAAGAUCAUUUACACACAUAUAUAUA
Octopus bimaculoides (California two-spot octopus) is the source of this 1820-nucleotide messenger RNA. RefSeq lists its product as uncharacterized. The record is from RefSeq and is a predicted model, not a curated record. NCBI's taxonomy places the organism in Eukaryota, Metazoa, Mollusca, Cephalopoda, Octopoda, Octopodidae.